This is a messenger RNA of Sander lucioperca (pikeperch), 2437 nucleotides long. RefSeq lists its product as uncharacterized. The coding region runs from base 170 to 1279 and encodes 369 amino acids. The record is from RefSeq and is a predicted model, not a curated record. Gene Ontology annotation, molecular function: transmembrane signaling receptor activity. The transcript is spliced from 9 exons. Gene Ontology annotation, biological process: cell surface receptor signaling pathway. Lineage: Eukaryota; Metazoa; Chordata; Actinopteri; Perciformes; Percidae.
UACACCAGUAUUAUUAUUAUCUGCACUAUAGCAGUUCAGCCUCACAUAGAUAUUUCUAGAUAAACAUUAUAAAGCCAGAAAUAAUGCAGACAGGAAGGGGAGGUUCUGAUGUACAUCAUGUGUUGGUUGUAUUUCAGUCUGUUGCUCAGACAGUCAGCAGGAAGACAGCAUGGAGGUCACAGCUCUCUGCAUGAGACUGUGGAUGGACAUGUUGGUCAUGCUGCUUGUAAGAGUUGACCACAGUUACUUUGCUCAGAAAGCUAAUGCAGCUUUUCCUCGUGUUCUUCCAGACAGACUGCAGUUUUUUGAAUAUGAGAAUGUCAGUGUGAUCUGUCAAGAGUUAGGUGGUUUGACUGAAUGGCGAGUAAUGAGGAGGCUCAAUGAAAGAAGUCCAACAGAUUCUUACAUCUGGCAGUCAUCAGCACCAUCCUGCACCAUUCAUCUCACCUUUAAACGUCACAGUGGAGAGUACUGGUGUGAAGAUGAAGAGGGGAACAGACGCAAUGCUAUCAACAUCACCAUCAAUGCUGGUUCUGUGAUCCUGGAAGUUCCUGCCAGUCCUGUUAUGGAGGGAGACAACGUGAGUCUUUAUUGUAGAAAGAAGGAUACUCAGUCAAAUCACAUAGCUGAUUUCUACAAAGAUGGAUCCACACUCGGGACCUGGUAUUCAAACUACAUGACCAUCCAAAAUGUUUCCAAGUCUGAUGAAGGACUCUACAAGUGCAGCAUCUCUGGAGCUGGGGAAUCACCACAGAGUUGGCUGACUGUUUUAAAAGUAAAAGGUGAUGAAGGCAUGUUUAAUAACUCCAUUCCAGCAGCCGACGAAGAGACCCGUCCUUCCAGUCACCCCCCUAAUCUGCCCUCCCUGCUCUGGAUUGUUGUGUUGGUGGCUCUGAUGCUGUUGGUGAUGGGACUUCUUCUCUGUAGGAAACACAGAGUUUUUCUAUCAAUGGCAUUUGGUCUUUUCUGUCCUCCAGUAUUGGGCUGUUUGUCAUCUGGGAAACCAAUACCAGGAUUGCACUCACCUGCAGAUCCUACAGAUUCAGGAGAGGACAAUAUCGCUGAUCCACAUGCAACAUAUGAUGUCAAAAAACAAAGAAGAGAGAAAGUGUCUGAUGGUGACAAUGCAGGUGAUCCGGACCUUAUGACAUAUGCUGUUUUUAAAAAACAAAGUAAGAAGAAAGAGCCGGACGGGUCCGGAGCAGGUUCCAAGCGACGUCUAACAGACGAGAGUGUCUUCUAUUCUUCAGUCUACUACAGGCCACAUACACCCAACUGAAGGACUGAGGAGGUGGUCUGUUCAACGCUCUACCUCUGUAUUUCAGUUAGGAAGUCAUAGUGUUAAGUCACACUUUUGAAAUCAAUUACAAAGAACAUUCGGUGUCUUUCCGUUAUCAAUAUUGUAUCUUUAAUCAUAAAGUGACCAGAGAUGUAAAUUUCAAAAAUGUUUAAAAUCUCUUCAAGGUCUAUAAAACCAACAGUGAAUUCACAGAAACAAAGUUUAUAUGUUUAUAAGUGGUGGAACAGCCUACACAUAACCUGCCACUAUUGUUCCUCUUCAUGAGAUACAUUUCUUUAAUGCAAUUGUAUCUCUAAAAUGUAACUUUACUUUAAAUGAAGACUAUAAUCUUAUUGCAGAUGUUAAAGGAGAUGAACAUAUUGUGAAAAUUCAGUUGAGUUGUAAUGAGCAGACUGGGACCAGAGCAUUUACAGAAAAGAAGCUCUAGAGAGAGAGACAAUGUCCCCCACAAAGUCUACUGAAUAAUAGUAGAGCUUACUGAAAACAAAAGAAAAAAAAAUCCAAAUUUAACAAAUAAUAGCAAAUUAAUUAAUAGCAAGCGAAAAGGGGACGGAAACUUGUGGUUCAGCAUUUAGCUGACAGAAAACCAUAGCUGCUUCAGUUCGAGCAUGCAUACAAGGAAGACAGGAUAUGUGGCUUCAUGCAGGUGGUGCGAUGGUUCUCGCCUCCAUCUUGCGCUUACCUUUUUUUAAUACACUUUGGUCAUGACGCUGUAUGAGGCUUGUGAUAAGGAGAUAUACUGUCAAAAGUGAUGCUCGGGUUUGGCAAGUCAGUUCAUCAGAGGCUUUGCUACUUUUGCUCUUUUCUUGGAAAAAAACAUCAGGCCUACACUGUCUCCCUCAGAUGAUGAGCACUGAAUAACGUAAUGACAAUUUAAUUUUCAAUAAUGAAAGUGUAAUUUUACACUUUGCAACGAUUUGGUAAAACAUUGACUGUAAACUAAAACUUGGUGCCUGCUUAACUUGGAACCCACAUUGAUUGAUUGAUUCCCACAAUUGAACUGUAGUUGACAAGGGCAUUGGGAGAGAUCAGCAGAGAUUGAGGAUUACGCACGGUCAAUGUGAAGCCAAUUUUUAAAUUUAUUGUACAAACUUAGAAACGCUAGGCAAAAUUCUGAGUGACUGAAACUUUAAAUAG